GUUCUCAGGCUUGUCCUCACGGUGUAUCAUCACCAUAACCCCUACCCGUGUCUUACCCGUACUGAGACGCAAGAUGCGUUGCACCAUCAUCGCCGCUGUUUGCUGUGUCCUUGCGUUAACAGCAGCGGCGGAAGAGGCUGUCCAACAGAAUCAACAGCCACUGGACAUCGGAACGGCCGCUAUCGAAAAUCAGGUUGAUGGCGGUGAUGUACACGUCAGGGAAAAGAGAACGCUGUUCUUGAAGAAAAAACUGAUUGGCGCUGGUCUUCUUGGCUUCGGUCUUGGUGUUGCCAAAGGCUACAAAGCCGGUUACUUCCACGGACCGGAAGUACAUCAUGUUUAUCUUCCACCGCCUCCGGUGAAAUACGUGGAAUAUGUCGAAAAACCUGUUUUCAUCGAGAAAAUCAUUCCGAAACCCAUUUACAAACCACACAUCGAAUAUGGCGCGCCGAUCUGGUCGCAACCAGACUCCUACGGGCCUUGGUAAAUCUAAGGUGCAAUUCGCGUAUCGAUCUGAUCUCCUUUACCUGAGGUGCCAAAAAUUUGCGCGUGCAUCGCGCAUGUCAUCAUCAAGCCGGUCUCAGUUGGGAGUCUCUUGAAGUACAAGAAAAGCAAUAACUAGUAUUUAGCCAUUGUUAAACAAUCAAAUAUAUUGUUAUUAUUUUUGUUACUGAUGUUAUAGACUAAUAAUAAAACACAUAAGACACGUAAA
Messenger RNA from Pseudomyrmex gracilis, 712 nucleotides. RefSeq lists its product as uncharacterized. Bases 74 to 487 code for a protein of 137 amino acids. The transcript has 4 exons. The record is from RefSeq and is a predicted model, not a curated record. Lineage: Eukaryota; Metazoa; Arthropoda; Insecta; Hymenoptera; Formicidae.